Dothidotthia symphoricarpi CBS 119687 is the source of this 1648-nucleotide messenger RNA. RefSeq names its product V-type ATPase. The transcript is spliced from 7 exons. Gene Ontology annotation, cellular component: proton-transporting V-type ATPase, V1 domain. Gene Ontology annotation, biological process: proton transmembrane transport; ATP metabolic process. Lineage: Eukaryota; Fungi; Ascomycota; Dothideomycetes; Pleosporales; Dothidotthiaceae. The coding region runs from base 52 to 1572 and encodes 506 amino acids. The record is from RefSeq and is a predicted model, not a curated record. Gene Ontology annotation, molecular function: ATP binding; proton-transporting ATPase activity, rotational mechanism.
CUGGAACCACGGCCCACGAACCCAUCCCUCAUAUCGCCCAAUACCGCCAAUAUGCCUGAGGUUCUGGACUCGCGCAUGAUCUCGGUGACGCCCCGACUACGAUACAAUACUAUCGGUGGCAUCAACGGUCCACUGGUCAUCCUCGACAACGUCAAAUUCCCCCGCUACAAUGAGAUCGUAGCCCUGACGCUGCCCGAUGGCACGGAGCGCGCCGGCCAGGUCCUCGAGGCGCGAGGAAACCGCGCCGUUGUCCAGGUCUUCGAAGGCACAUCUGGCAUCGACGUCAAGAAGACCAGGGUCGAGUUCACGGGCCACAGCUUGAAGCUCGGCGUGUCCGAGGACAUGUUGGGUCGUAUCUUCGAUGGCUCUGGAAAGGCCAUCGACAAGGGCCCUAAGGUGCUGGCCGAGGACUACCUCGACAUCAACGGCAGUCCUAUUAACCCCUACUCGCGAGUCUACCCCGAAGAGAUGAUCUCUACCGGUAUCUCUGCCAUUGACACCAUGAACUCUAUUGCUCGUGGCCAGAAGAUUCCCAUCUUUUCCUCGUCCGGUCUUCCCCACAACGAAAUCGCCGCGCAAAUUUGCAGACAGGCUAGUCUGGUCGGCAAGCCUACUAAAGGUGUACACGAUGAUCACGAUGACAACUUUUCCAUCGUCUUUGGUGCUAUGGGUGUCAACUUGGAGACGAGUCGAUUCUUCACAAAGGACUUCGAGGAGAACGGCAGCAUGGAGCGUGUCACGCUCUUCUUGAACCUGGCGAACGAUCCUACUAUCGAACGUAUCAUUACCCCCCGUCUCGCUCUUACCACGGCCGAGUACUACGCAUACCAGCUCGAGAAGCACGUCUUGGUCAUUCUCACCGACUUGACUUCCUACUGCGACGCCCUGCGUGAGGUCUCUGCCGCUCGAGAAGAAGUGCCAGGUCGACGUGGUUACCCAGGUUACAUGUACACUGAUUUGUCCACCAUUUACGAGCGAGCCGGACGUGUUGAGGGCCGAAAUGGCUCCAUCACUCAAAUUCCCAUCUUGACUAUGCCUAACGAUGAUAUCACGCACCCCAUUCCCGACUUGACGGGUUACAUUACGGAGGGUCAGAUCUUCAUUGACCGUCAGCUCUACAACAAGGGUAUCUACCCACCUAUCAACGUGCUACCCUCGCUGUCUCGUCUCAUGAAGUCUGCCAUCGGAGAAGGCCGCACGCGAAAGGAUCACGGCGAUGUCUCUAACCAGCUGUACGCCAAGUACGCCAUCGGUCGUGACGCCGCCGCUAUGAAGGCUGUCGUUGGUGAGGAAGCCCUGUCGGCGGAAGACAAGCUGUCCCUUGAGUUUCUCGAGAAGUUCGAGCGUUCGUUCAUCGCCCAGGGUGCCUACGAAGCCCGCACCAUUCACGAGUCGCUCGACUUGGCGUGGUCGUUGCUCCGCAUUUACCCCAAGGAACUGCUUAACCGUAUCCCGGCCAAGGUUCUUGACCAGUACUACCAGAGGAGUCGCGGCGAUGGGGACAAGAAGAAGAAGGCAACCAAGGACACGAGCGACAACUCGGGUGAGGGCGAGAAUCUGAUUGAUGUGUAGAGAAGUAGUGACGUGUAGAAGAGUAGAGACGUAUGUGUGAGCGUUUAGUAAAUUUUCAAUUGAGUACAUAUCAGCC